GGAGAGGAUUUUAACCUUUGACCUAUGACCUCACUGGAAACCCACGUGGUUGCAGCAGGAGCUCCAGCAUGUCUGAGUUCAGAGCUGAAACACAGCAAAACGGCGCAAUGAGUAAAGUUACAUCGAAAAAAAGAAACGUCGAGGAAGACGAGGAGAAACUGUUCGCUACAGACGCUCAUCUUGACGGAGAUGAUGAUGAUGAUGAUGAUGAUGAUCUCUCGGACAGUGAGGAAAGUGUCUUCUCCGGGCUUGAAGACUCUGGAAGUGAUGAUGAUGAUGAUGAUGAUGAUGAUGGAGAUGAAGACUCAGAUAUGAAUGAAAACGGAAAGAACGCAAAUGUAGCAAAAAACAGUGAGACUUCCAUCAAGACAACAGGCAAAACUCAGGCUCGGACAGCUAAGAACAGAAAGCUGCAGAAGGAAAAGCAGAAGACUGAAGUGGAUGAAACCGUGGAGAAGAGUGUGAACCCGGGGGGAUCUUCUCAGGUGGAUGAGUACGAUCAGGACACUUCAGAUGAAGAGGACAUCCGCAACACAGUGGGAAACAUUCCAAUGGACUGGUACAAAGAUUAUCCCCACAUUGGCUAUGAUCUGGACGGCAAAAAAAUCAUCAAACCGAUCAGGAGCAAGGAUGAGCUCGACGAAUUCCUAGACAAGAUGGAGAACCCUGAUUACUGGCGCACUGUCCAUGACAAGAUGACCGCCACAGAUAUCCGUCUGUCUGACGAGCAGGUGGAUCUGGUGCACCGCCUGCAGCAAGGCAAAUUCGGUGAUGUUAACUUCAACGAGUAUGAGCCUGCGAUCGACUUUUUCUCCAAUGAAGUGAUGAUCCAUCCGGUGACCAACAGGCCUGAGGACAAGCGCAGCUUCAUUCCAUCUCUCAUUGAGAAAGAGAAGGUAAGCAAGCUGGUUCACGCCAUAAAGAUGGGCUGGAUUAAACCACGCAGGCCCAAAGACACCACACCUCAGUACUAUGACCUGUGGGCACAAGAGGACCCCAAUGCCAUCCUGGGGCGCCACAGAAUGCACAUCCCUGCUCCAAAGAUAAGACUGCCGGGUCACGAGGAGUCCUACAAUCCUCCUCCAGAGUAUCUGCUCACAGAGGAAGAGAGACUGGCAUGGGAGCAGCAGGACCCAGAGGACCGCAAGCUGAACUUCCUGCCUCAGAAAUACUCCUGUCUCCGGGCUGUCCCUGCCUUCUCACGCUUCAUCCACGAGCGUUUCGAGCGCUGCCUUGACCUGUACCUGUGUCCCCGGCAGCGCAAGAUGAGAGUCAGCGUCAACCCAGAGGACCUGAUUCCCAAACUGCCCAAACCCAAAGACCUGCAUCCAUUCCCCACCACCCAGUCACUGGUGUACCGCGGUCACUCCAGUCUGGUUCGCUGCAUCAGUGUGUCCCCCAGCGGUCAGUGGCUGGUAUCAGGCUCAGACGACUGCACCGUGCGCUUCUGGGAAGUGAGUACAGCUCGCUGUGUGAAGACGGUGGAGGUGAGUGGAGGUGUGAAGAGCGUGGCCUGGUGUCCAAACCCUGCUGUGGGUCUGGUUGCUGUCACUCAUGGUGAGACUGUAGUGCUGAUAAACCCUGGCCUUGGAGAUCGUCUGAUCUGCAGUGCUACUGAUCAGCUCAUCUCGUCCUAUGAGGAACAGGAGGAGGCCAAGGAGCAGGCGGUGCAGUGGGCCGUCGCUGAGGGCAAAGGUCACGAUCAGGGCCAACGGCUCAUUCUCACACACCCCAAGGCUGUGAGACAGGUGAGCUGGCACGGAAAAGGUGACUACCUGGCCUGCGUCAUGCCCGACGACAGCAGCAAUCUGCAGGUGUUGAUCCACCAGGUGAGCAAGCGACGCUCGCAGAACCCCUUCCGUAAGAACAAGGGCAUGGUGCAGUGCGUCUCCUUCCACCCCAUCAGGCCCUACUUCUUUGUGGCCACACAGCGCUACGUCCGUAUCUACAACCUCAUCAAUCAGGAGCUCACCAAGAAGCUCAUGACCAACUGCAAGUGGAUCUCCAGCAUGGCCGUGCACCCUGGAGGUGACAACGUGAUCUGUGGCAGCUACGACUGUCGACUGGCCUGGUUCGACCUGGAUCUGUCUACGAAGCCGUAUAAAGUGCUCCGGCAUCAUAAGAAGGCUCUGAGGGGCGUGGCCUACCACAGACACUACCCUCUGUUCGCUUCGGGAUCGGACGACGGCAGCGUUGUCGUCUGUCACGGGAUGGUGUACAAUGACCUGCUGCAGAAUCCCCUCAUCGUCCCAGUCAAAGUUCUGAAAGGUCACGCCAUCACUCAUGACUUAGGGGUGCUGGACGUGGCUUUCCACCCGACCCAACCCUGGGUCUUCUCCUCCGGGGCAGAUGCAACAGUCCGUCUCUUUACCUAAUCACCACAUUCUGCCUGUAUCUUAAGUGACAAACUGGAUGAAGGCUGAAAGUGAUUUUUAAUCUGUACACGUUUUUCUACAUCUUGUUACUUCUUAAAACUGUACAUGCUCAGAAUCAUCCGUUUUGACUUGUCAAUAAAGUUUUUAUAAAUAAGAAAUAAAUGAAAAGAGAAUGAAAUCUGGGGUGAGUUUCUGUGACGUGUUUGUGUAUGAAGCAGAAGCGUGUCUGAUUCCUCCAGCCCAGUCCCAGUCCUGUUCCCACACUGGGCCAUGCAGCUGUCUCAUGCUGAAUCAAGACUGAACCACUAAUCCAUGGACAAGGAGACAACACAUGAAAAAGUAUAUGUUCAACUAUAAUUCAUGCCAAAAGAAACAAUAAAGAACACAGUUUCAGGA
Molecule: messenger RNA, 2771 nt
Organism: Tachysurus vachellii
Lineage: Eukaryota; Metazoa; Chordata; Actinopteri; Siluriformes; Bagridae
Gene: bop1
Product: BOP1 ribosomal biogenesis factor
Exons: 16
Coding region: 69-2375 (768 amino acids)
Biological process (GO): maturation of LSU-rRNA from tricistronic rRNA transcript (SSU-rRNA, 5.8S rRNA, LSU-rRNA); ribosome biogenesis
Cellular component (GO): preribosome, large subunit precursor; PeBoW complex
Molecular function (GO): ribonucleoprotein complex binding; protein binding
Source: RefSeq, a predicted model, not a curated record